GGUAAAUAAUGAGGAAAGUGUUUUUAAUAAUUCUGAUAUUAAUUCUUCGUCCGUUAUAAAUAAUGAAAAGCAAUUACUCCGUGUAAUAACUGUAGAAUCUGAUGAUCGUUCCUUAGCGUUAUCACUUGACAUGGAGUAUACUUCACAAUCUUUGGCUGUUAAUGCGAACGUUAAAAGCGUCACAAUCAUUCCAAUACCGAUACAAAAGCAUGUACGUAUAAAUGUUUUGCAUAAUGGUCAGAGACGGGUAAAGCCUUAUAAGACUGCAGAGUCUGAUAGCGUACUUAUGACAUCACACACUUAUGUUGUAUCAUUGAGAGAUGGGCUAAAUUUAAUUGACGUUUGGGUCAAACCUAAAGAUAAUGAUUUUCGAAAGGAGAGAAAAACAAGGAGAAAAAGUAAAAGAUUAGCGGUUGAAGAGGAUAUAAAUGAUGGUGAAUCAAGGGCUAUUGAUAAAGGAAAAAUGAAAGAGUAUGUUGAAAGAGAAGACAAUGCAGAAGGCACCGAUCUAGAUAAUUCGGAAAUGGUGCAAUCUGACGAAGAGGAAGAUUAUAAUUUGGAAUGUAGUCGAAAAUAUGAACUCUUCAUUACAAGAUUAGAAAUGAAUGUCGCAAAAUGA
This is a messenger RNA of Racocetra persica, 619 nucleotides long. The record is from the annotation of a GenBank genome assembly. NCBI's taxonomy places the organism in Eukaryota, Fungi, Glomeromycota, Glomeromycetes, Diversisporales, Gigasporaceae.